UUUGUUUUUUUUUUUUAAGUGAAACCCUUUUCCUUUCUUAUUUUAGGUAUCUCUCACCAGUCUUGAUGAAGUUGGUUAUAUUGCAAUAUUCUUGACCCCACUUUUCCUUACCAAAGCCAGUGACUUGAAGUCUCCCAUCAAGGAGACCAGUUCUGUGAACUCAAGCAGACCUCUUUGUUAGCCAUAAGAAACCUUUCCCAGAAACUCUUGCCGACCAAAUUGCACUUUACUGAGGAUGAACCCAUCAAGCCAAAUCAACAUUGCUGCAGAUCCAAGUAUCUUGGAGGCGGAAUAUUAAAACUACAAGCAUUCGUGAGAGUGUGAUUUCUACACUGGACACCCCAGAGUUCUCUUCCCUUCUCAAGUGUUCAGCACCCUGUGGAAGUUGUGUGCUAUCUUCGGACUCAAGGCCUUGCUUGUCACGCUGGGGGAAGGCGCAGUGACUGUUUUAUGGUGGGUGACUUGCUUGCCAGUCUGAGGAUGAGUGCCCACACUACCCCAGCCGAGAAGGGUCUCAACCCGGGACUGAUGUGCCAGGAGAGCUACGCCUGCAGCGGGACAGAUGAGGCAAUCUUCGAGUGUGACGAGUGCUGCAGCCUGCAGUGUCUCCGCUGCGAGGAAGAGCUCCAUCGGCAAGAACGGCUGCGCAACCACGAGCGGAUAAGACUCAAACCUGGCCACGUCCCGUACUGUGACCCAUGCAAGGGCCCCAAUGGGCACUCUCCGAGUGUUAGGCAGAGGGCGGCAGUGAGGUGCCAGACGUGUAAAAUCAACCUGUGCCUCGAGUGUCAGAAGAGGACUCACUCUGGGGGUAAUAAAAGGAGACACCCCAUUACUGCAUACCAGGCCAAGACCCAGGAAUUACUGGACGAUGACGAGAUGGAUGAGGAGACCAGGAGGAGGAGGAUGACUGAGAAGGUCGUGAGUUUCCUCCUCGUAGAUGAAAACGAAGAGAUUCAAGUAACAAAUGAAGAAGACUUUAUUAGGAAAUUGGACUGCAAACCUGAUCAGCAUCUAAAGGUUGUCUCCAUAUUUGGAAAUACUGGUGAUGGAAAGUCUCAUACCCUCAACCACACUUUCUUUUACGGCCGUGAAGUCUUCAAAACCUCCCCUGCCCAGGAGUCUUGCACCGUGGGAGUGUGGGCUGCAUAUGACCCAGUCCACAAAGUGGCUGUGAUCGACACAGAAGGGCUCUUGGGAGCGACGGUGAAUCUAAGCCAGAGAACACGACUGUUACUCAAAGUGUUGGCCAUCUCAGACCUCGUCAUCUAUCGAACUCACGCAGACCGGCUGCAUAACGAUCUCUUCAAGUUCCUGGGGGAUGCCUCGGAAGCUUACCUGAAACACUUUACCAAGGAGCUCAAGGCCACCACUGCCCGCUGUGGUCUUGAUGUCCCCUUGUCUACCCUGGGUCCCGCCGUUAUCAUUUUCCAUGAGACUGUGCAUACCCAGCUGUUGGGCUCUGAUCAUCCCUCAGAGGUGCCAGAGAAGCUCAUUCAGGACCGGUUCCGGAAACUGGGCCGCUUCCCGGAAGCCUUCAGUUCCAUUCACUACAAGGGAACAAGGACUUACAACCCUCCCACUGACUUCUGUGGGCUCCGACGGGCUUUGGAGCAGCAGCUGGAGAAUAACACCACCCGCUCUCCCCGGCACCCCGGAGUUAUCUUCAAAGCCCUGAAGGCCCUGAGCGACCGCUUCAGUGGGGAGAUCCCGGAUGACCAGAUGGCGCACAGCUCCUUCUUCCCAGAUGAGUACUUCACCUGCUCCUGCUUGUGCCUCAGCUGUGGGGCUGGCUGUAAGAACAGCAUGAACCAUGGGAAAGAAGGGGUCCCCCACGAAGCCAAGAGCCGCUGCCGGUAUUCCCACCAGUAUGACAACCGAGUUUUCACCUGCAAGGCCUGCUACGAGAGAGGCAAGGAAGUCAGUGUCGUGCCCAAGACAUCUGCCUCCACCGACUCCCCCUGGAUGGGCCUCGCCAAGUACGCCUGGUCAGGAUACGUGAUUGAGUGUCCCAACUGCGGGGUGGUCUAUCGUAGUCGGCAGUACUGGUUUGGAAACCAAGAUCCUGUGGACACGGUUGUGCGGACGGAGAUUGUGCAUGUGUGGCCUGGAACAGAUGCCUUUCUGAAGGACAACAACAACGCUGCUCAGCGCCUCUUGGAUGGGAUGAACUUCAUGGCUCAGUCAGUGUCUGAGCUUAGCCUUGGGCCCACCAAGGCUGUGACUUCCUGGCUGACUGAUCAGAUCGCUCCUGCCUACUGGAGGCCCAACUCUCAGAUCUUGAGCUGCAGCAAGUGUGCUACAUCCUUUAAAGACAAUGACACCAAGCAUCAUUGCCGGGCGUGUGGGGAGGGCUUCUGUGACAGCUGCUCCUCCAAGACCAGGCCAGUGCCCGAGCGGGGCUGGGGCCCCGCGCCCGUGCGGGUGUGCGACAACUGCUACGAAGCCAGGAGCAUCCAGUUAGAUGUCACUGAGGCUCAGGCUGACGAUGAAGGCGGGACACUGAUUGCACGGAAGGUGGGCGAGGCUGUGCAGAACACACUGGGGGCCGUGGUGACAGCCAUCGACAUACCACUAGGUCUGGUGAAGGACGCUGCCAGGCCCGCCUACUGGGUGCCCGACCACGAGAUCCUGCACUGCCACAACUGCCGGAAGGAGUUCAGCGUCAAGCUCUCCAAGCACCACUGCCGGGCCUGCGGACAGGGCUUCUGCGACGAGUGCUCCCACGACCGCCGGGCCGUCCCCUCGAGAGGCUGGGACCAUCCUGUCCGAGUCUGCUUUAACUGCAAUAAAAAGCCCGGCGACCUUUAACCCCAGCUCCCUCUUGGAGUCCUUCACAAUUCCUUAGGUUCUCAGGGUUAGAAACAGAACUCGCAUUGAGGCUAGGCCCUCCUCCCGGGCACCUAUCAUGCGUCCUCUCAGCUCUUCUGGGAGCCACUUUUCCUCGGUGGGAGGAAGUGGUGGGGCAGUUGUCCGACCAGGGGGUGCCUGGUGGCAGGCCCCAAGGCAUAAACCUCUUCUGCCCAGGGGAAGAAA
Messenger RNA from Suncus etruscus (white-toothed pygmy shrew), 3036 nucleotides. It is a transcript of the gene ZFYVE1, whose product is annotated as zinc finger FYVE-type containing 1. The record is from RefSeq and is a predicted model, not a curated record. The coding region runs from base 451 to 2811 and encodes 786 amino acids. NCBI's taxonomy places the organism in Eukaryota, Metazoa, Chordata, Mammalia, Eulipotyphla, Soricidae. Gene Ontology annotation, molecular function: metal ion binding. The transcript has 11 exons.